CCGGUAACUACUACAUUCAUCUACUAUCUUCUAGCCACAUUACUUCUCUUUUGUAACCAUGCAAAUCAAGUUGUCCUCUCUAUUUCUGACGGUGGUCCUGGCUUUGCACCUGUGUUUCCUGUUCUCGGCCUCUGUCCAAGCCCAUCCCACUGGCUCGAAGGAUCCAUCCGGUGUCACUGCCGAAGGCGCUGAAAAAAUAAAGCAAGAUGUUGUUGCUGCCGCUGCUGCUUCUGAACAUGGCACUACUGCUGGCAGUACUCCUGGAGGAACAGAAACAGAAAGACGCCAAUUUGCAACUUACUUGCGUGCUCUCGAUACCGCCAUUCAGCGCUCCCGGGCUGAAUCAAAGGGCCCGUCCGGCAGUGUCCCCUUCAUGAACACGGUUGCUCUCCAGAUGGUUAAAUUGACGUCAAGUCCCGAAUAUGAGCAGCAAUCCCAACAGCCAGCGGAAGGUGAGCAGCAACCCGCCCCGAAUCGAGACGAAUUGAUUGCAAUCGCUGUGGAUGUUGUCAACGGAGCUGCCGACGGAUUUUUUGAAAAUACUGGAAUCACCGGACUUCUCAAGAUUGCAUUGUUAACAUUGCUUGAAACCGUCCUCUCGCUCGUCGCUCUGUUGAUGUAAAAACUUUCUCUCUCCCAAUAUAUAACUUAAACCUACUUAAUUUUUAAAUGACUCUUCUUUGAGCCUAAUAUCCAAGAUACUUUAAAAUAAAAUAAGCAUGUUGUAAAAGC
Zychaea mexicana is the source of this 732-nucleotide messenger RNA. RefSeq lists its product as uncharacterized. Bases 59 to 622 code for a protein of 187 amino acids. Lineage: Eukaryota; Fungi; Mucoromycota; Mucoromycetes; Mucorales; Lichtheimiaceae. The transcript has a single exon. The record is from RefSeq and is a predicted model, not a curated record.